GCAUCGACCGCAGAGAGAGGAGGCGGCAGCGACAUCGGGCUCGGGUUGGAAGCUGCUGCUGAGCCAUGGUGAAAAUCAGCUUCCAGCAACCGGCGGCGGGGCUUAAGUCGGAGAAGGAUGGCGCCGCAGCCUGUGGGGCCAAGGCAGAAAUCUUCCUGCCUCAGGAUGUGGAGGAACAGCCUUUGCCAGUGCAAAGCAGAAGGUCUUCUCUCAGCCGCAUGUGCUACUUGACAAUGAGCAUGAUGCUGUUGCUCCUUGGCUUGAUUUUGACGUCCAUGUAUGUUUACAGAUAUUUCUCCAUUGCUGGCUCAUCUCCGACCAAUUCAGAAAACCUCUUCCACUGUGGAGUUAUCUAUCAAGACUCUUACUACUCGGAACUAAGGGAACAGCUGGAACUGCAUGAGGAUGUGAGGAUUUACCUGGAAGAGGACUAUGAACAGAUCAACAUUCCAAUGCCCCACUUUGGUGAAAGCAAUCCUGCAGAUAUUAUUCAUGAUUUCCAGCGGGGGCUGACAGCGUAUCAUGACAUAGCCCUUGAUAAAUGCUAUGUCAUUGAGUUGAACACCACUAUCGUCAUGCCACCACAGAGCUUCUGGGAGCUUCUCAUUAAUGUGAAGAAAGGGGUGUAUUUGCCGCAAACCUACAUAAUCCAAGAGGAGAUGAUAGUCACGGAGCACGUCACUGACAUCGACCAGCUUGGCUCCUUUAUUUAUCAUCUGUGCCGUGGCAAAGAGACAUAUAGACUGAAGCGUCGAACUUCAAGGCGACAUAUCCAUCGACGUGCAGCAGAGAGCUGUCAUCACAUUCGCCAUUUUGAAAACACCUUUGUGGUUGACACUGCAAUUUGUCAAAAAUUGUGAGAAUCACUCACCAGAUGUAACCUUACUGGGCUUUGCUUGUGCUCAUCCAUGCAGGCUUCUGGAGAGAGAAUUUGGCUUAUUUUUCUUCUUGCUCCCAUUGCUUGUGCAUUACUAACUUCUCAGGUCAUAUGUGAUUGAACACUGACCUUUGGUGUCUCUGUACUGCUUCUUAGAUUUUGCUUAACUUUCACUGUUACCCCAAAAUGUGACUGGGGAGGGGAGGGGAAAGUUUGUUGUGAAAAUUGGUCUAAUAGUCUCUUCUGGGAGUGUGCAGUGUACUCUAAGAAACCACAGAAGACUCUUAAUGCAAAUGGCUGGCCAUUUGUUAACUUGGGGAGGAAGAAGUGAAGCAACAGUGGAAACUUGUGGAUGCAUUUAGCUUUCCAGGGCCAUUAUUUUGUUACAGAGUUCCUCAGUGUAGAAAUCCCUUUCCUCAGUCCCAGCGUGUUGUUAACAAUAAAAUUCACCAUAAGAUUGCUGCCCUGAAAGGGUUAGAAAGAUACAUUUAGAAAGACUUUUUACAGCCCAGUAUUGAAGUUCAUAGACCUGUGAGCCUGGUUUAUUCUAGGUGUACUGCUCUGCAAAGCAGAAUAUGUGGCUUUUGUUGUACUAGCUUGCAUGUAAGGGUGUCAUUUCUCUGCACUAGCCACAGCCCCAAGAUACAAGGUGUGCAUGCUUAAGUGAUAAUCCAGGUUUGUUCUGGAAGCUAUUGCUGGCAAAGAGAUCUUAAAGCUGGCUCCCUCGCUCCUAGCAGUCUGUGAAGACAGUCCUGAUCUUGAGUGUGUGAGUCUUGAAUCUCAAUAUCAUUCCUGUUGGUUCUAUGAAUUAAAUGCCCUGGGGUGUGUAAUGGGUUAAGUAAGAGUCUAUUAGAGAAAAAGACCUGGCGCCUAAUACAAAUUAAGGAAAGGUGGCAAACCAGCGGAGGACACUUAACUAGCCAAUGGUUUAUGAUGUCACUGUGCUGAAUGAGGCACCUUUUUUGCUCUUUUACCGCACUUCCAGUUCAGAUUAAUGGGCCAAAAUGGACUAGUUGUUGAUAUUCUGACUCUUCUAGGUUUCUUACCUAGCCACUGUGCCUCUGUUUGUAGCACACAUCAUAAUAUGAGGAGCUUUCUUUUGCACUAUCUGGUAUUCUCUUUUUUAGUAGUUUUUAAGUGGAUCAAGCACAGCCUUUCUCACUGCUGUGGAAACAUACUCAAUUCUGUUUCCCUUUAUUUGCAGGUGAAACAUGGAUUCUUUCUCAUUUUACUUUUGGAGAGAGAAGUACUAAGCAGUUGUUUUAUCAGCCAAAAGCUUGGACCAACUGUUUGACUUGUUUGGGGGCAGGAUUUCAGAAAGCUUUUUAGCAUUUAGCUGUUUAGUGGCUGGAUAUUAUGGGAGGCUGCCAUGACAAUAGUCAGCUUAACACGUGUCUCUCACAUUUUCCCUGCCCAAGGGCAGCUUGGGAUAGUCAGGGGAAGUGAUGAGGAGGCCCCCCUGUGAAAUCUGAUAAACAUGAGUGAUGGCCAUCACUACUUGGCUAGAGUCUUCAUGCUGCAUCAUCAGACUUCCAUGUUUGGCCUAGAUUGUUUUCCCUACGCAUAAAAAUAAACCACCUGGAGGACUCGCUGCCGGCGUCCCGGCUUACUGGGCCAUGGCAGAUGACCCCCAGGUGAAAGGGUGGAGCCAGUACCGCGCACACUGCGCUUCACCUAAAAAAUUCCUCUGCGCAGGCCUGAAGGGCAUAUCCGAGAGUUUUUUUAAAAAAAUAAGCUGUGCAGACAAGAAGAAAGAAUAGUUCUCUGUUUUUCUUCUCCCUUUACUCCAGUUAAAUCUUUAAACAUGAGAAUUUGAACAACAGACCAUGAUCAAGAUACCUAGAACCCUGUGCUUUUAACAAGAAAUCAGCAACAAUUGCCAUAACAGAACCUAGAUGGUUUUGGUUCCAGAUUAAUUUUGGCAGAAGGCAAGGAAUGGCAGCUGAGAUGCAUGUAACAUGAAGGCCUCCGGCUGAGUUGAGUGCAGGGGACAUGAGAUGCAUCAAAUAGGCAUUCCUUAAGGGCACUUGCAGAUAAAUGGGUCCUUCAAAAACAGGUGAUGUGUCUUUUCCUUUUGUCUUAGCAGUUGAGGAUAUGAAGUCCAGGUUGGUCCCACUGAGUUGUGAGAGAUCUCCAUUGGGUGACCUUGGCCAAGUCACAAACUCUGAGCUUAGCCUACAGCACAGGGUUGUUAUGGGGAUAAAAUGAAGGAAAGGAGAAAGCUGCCAGCACUUGGAGAGAAAGGUGGGGUAAAAAGUGAGGUGAAAUUUUUUUUUAUUGACAGCAUAUCUAGUUGAUCCCUACUCAUUCAGAAAAGAGUAGCACUUUAGAAAGGAAAAGGAAAAAAGAAAUGCGUGCAUGUAUAAUCAUUAAUGCAACAGAACUAAACUUUGAACAUAACUGAGUAUUUUUUGGGGGUGGGAUAGAUGAGAAAGUAUAUAUACUGGUUUGCUAUGUGAAGUAAAGAUAUAGCAACUCAGAGGUACUUUAAUUCAAAUGAAUCCCUGCACUGAGUGGCAGAUUGCCUUGGAACUGUAAUAUGGGAGUGGAAAAGAACUUGUCCUAAACACCCUCCUUGGGCAGAGUCUCAUUGUUCUGUUGUUGUUGGGUUAGGCUCUCGGGUGCUCCUAGUUCACAUCUUGGUAUGGAGCCUUCUUCAGAGAAUAGUCUGAAUGGCAGAGACAGAUUACAGUAGUGAAAGAAAUAGCACACCAUAUGCUUAGCAAUAAUUGCUUCAAACUGAUAGGUUUGCUUUUUGCAUUUUCUUCUGCACCAAUUCAUGCCUUCAGCAUGGAAUCCAACCUUUUUUGCAUUGGUUCUGCAUGUUUUGAAAUUGGUCAUGAAUCUUAAGUUUCUGCAAAACCUGAAACACAAAUACAACUAAAGUUGAUUCAGUGAGUCAGAACAUCAGUACUCUGGAGGGUAGGAGGAAGACCCUUAACUGCUUUAUACAUUUUGUCGGUUUUUAAAAAAAAUUACUUUAGGGAAAAAAUGAAAAUUAAAUAUUUUACUUCUGGUUUAAA
Messenger RNA from Heteronotia binoei (common prickly gecko), 3900 nucleotides. It is a transcript of the gene ITM2C, whose product is annotated as integral membrane protein 2C. Gene Ontology annotation, cellular component: Golgi apparatus; plasma membrane; extracellular exosome. The record is from RefSeq and is a predicted model, not a curated record. Gene Ontology annotation, molecular function: amyloid-beta binding. NCBI's taxonomy places the organism in Eukaryota, Metazoa, Chordata, Lepidosauria, Squamata, Gekkonidae. The coding region runs from base 66 to 860 and encodes 264 amino acids. The transcript has 6 exons. Gene Ontology annotation, biological process: negative regulation of amyloid precursor protein biosynthetic process.